This is a messenger RNA of Armigeres subalbatus, 1059 nucleotides long. RefSeq names its product BLOC-1-related complex subunit 7 (gene BORCS7). Bases 189 to 506 code for a protein of 105 amino acids. The transcript has 3 exons. NCBI's taxonomy places the organism in Eukaryota, Metazoa, Arthropoda, Insecta, Diptera, Culicidae. The record is from RefSeq and is a predicted model, not a curated record. Gene Ontology annotation, cellular component: BORC complex.
GUCAACAAUCAUUAAGUUAAUCAUUGUAAACAGCUCGCAGCUUCAUCCUCUCUGAAGGUUUGAGAAAUUAUUUCAAGUUUUGUUGAAAAAAGUACUAGCAGCCUGCAGGUGACUAAAAUUUUGAUAUCAAUCACUGAAAUUUUGAAGUUACCUGCAAUCAAGUGCGAAGGACUCGCAUCAUCUUUGGAAUGGCAUCCGCGUCGAGCAGUAGCGCGAAGAACCUCUUCAGCGAUUCGAAGCGCAGGCUGGCCGAACGGGUCGCUGUCAACGUGAACAACGCCUCAUCGGUGGCCCGGCAGAUUGUCCGCGGUUCCAAAUCGAACGAGAUUCUCAUGCAGGCGGCCAAGAACUUCGCCUACCACGAGAGCACCGCCGACAACAGCAUUCAGAACCUGCGGAAGAUGGAAAUCAUCUUCCAGCAUUUGAACUACCAGUACGAGGCCAUCGAGCAGGCGGCGGACAAGCUGGAGUUUGUGGAAGAGCAGGUGAACGCCAUGGAGAGAUGAUGCGGAGCGGAGCGCCGCCGUCGCGACGGCGAUGAUUAUUACUGAUGGAAGUAUUGAUGACAUUACGCAAUGAUGGUGGUCGAUGAUGUUUUUAUUUUUAAACAGGGAUGCCGGAUGUGAAAAGAUCUCAUCAGAUAGAUGUUGCUGAAACUUUAUAAAAAUGUCUGCAAACUUCAAUAAUUUCUAAUAUCAUAUAGGAUUUCAAAUUAUCAUUUUGUUCUGCUAUGGUAUUAUUUAUGAAAUUUAAAACUCUUCUCGAAAAUAGUAAUUUGUGAUUACGCGAAUUUACAGAUUUAGUUGAAUGAUACAAUAAUGAUUUGGCAUUCCUGUUAAAACAAAAACAGUCUGCAUGGUGGCGCACACCAGCGGCGAGCACGUUAACCAAUAUGUUGCGCAUCUGUGAUGAAGUUGUCAAAAGUUUCCGCCAAAAAGGAAAGUUUCUUUUAUUUACAAUCUGCCUCGGUGCUGUUUUUGCUUGUUCCAUAUUUUUUUCGUAUGAAAUAGUUUUGUAGUUUGCAAUAAAUCAGAUCUGAUCGUUGGUUCAAAACCUACA